Molecule: messenger RNA, 4023 nt
Organism: Colius striatus (speckled mousebird)
Lineage: Eukaryota; Metazoa; Chordata; Aves; Coliiformes; Coliidae
Exons: 26
Coding region: 289-3804 (1171 amino acids)
Source: RefSeq, a predicted model, not a curated record
UUCAGACUGCUGUCCCCCUGCCGUGCCCUGAGGGCACACUGAACACCUUGGAGGGGGCACUGGCCCCCAGUGCCUGCAAGCUGUGCCCAGUGGGAAGGUACUGCAGAGGAGAUGCUAACUGGGAACCUGAUGGUCUCUGCUCAGCUGGGUAUUACUGUGAAGGAGGAGCCACUGAUGCUGUUCCCCACGGGACACCCGUGUUCCCACUCAGUGGGCCCUGUCCUUUUGGGCACUAUUGUCCAGAGGGUACUCAUUUCCCUGUUGCCUGCCCAGUUGGGACCCUGAACAAUGCCACAGGGCCACUUCUGCCAGUCAGGGGCAACCCACCCAAUGCCGUGUCCUGCUGGGGAAUACCAGCCAGCCAGGGGCUCUGCAUCCUGCCUGCCAUGCCAGAGAGGAUUCUACUGCCAGGAGCUGGUGACUGGAGACCCCAAGCGCUGCCCACCACAUUCUUACUGUCCUACAGGCACACGGGAUCCCCUCACAUGUCCUGAAGGCACCUUCACUCCUGCAAAUAUGUCUGGCCUCUGGGAUGAGACAGAAUGCUUGCCUUGCUUACCUGGUCACUACUGCAGGCAUGGACGUCUGGAGGGGAAGUGUGCUGCUGGCUAUUUCUGCCUCGCUGGGAGCUCUCAGCCUGCUCCCCAGGGCCCCAGCUUCUCCUGGCGUUUCCUACCUGGGUGCCGCUGGGGUCAGGUGUGUGCAGGGCUGUGUCCUGCAGGUUUCUACUGCCUGGAGGGAACUGAGGUGCCUGUACCGUGUCCUGCCAAUACCAUCAGAGAUGUUCCAGGGGCUGUGAAGAGAGAAGACUGCCUGCCCUGUCCACCAGGCCACUGGUGCAAAGCAGGGGAUUCAGAGGCCUAUCCAUGUCCAUCAGGACACUACUGCUUCGGAAGCAAUGGCAGUGACCACACCAGUCUCCUGGCACCUCAGAAGUGUCCUCCCCAAACUUACCGCAAGCGCCCAGGAGCUCAGAGCCUGACAGAUUGCCAGCCCUGUCCUCCAGGCUAUCUCUGCCCUUUAUCAGGUCUGACCAAGUUUGAGGAUUAUCCAUGUCCCCCUGGAUACUGGUGCCCUGGUAAAGGGGACAUUUUCCUUUGUCCACCUGGCACUUCCAGGAUCCAACCUGGUGCAAAAUCAUUGGAAGAAUGUAAUCCCUGCUCACCUGGAUACUAUUGCCCAGAUCCAGCACAGACAGGGCUGCCUAACACCCAAGGAGUGCCUUGUGAACCUGGCUAUGAAUGCCCAGCAGGGUCAGUAAACCCAAAGCCUUGCAGGCCUGGCUUCUACUGUGAUGCUCACACAGCUGUGCCUUCCGUGUGCCCUGCUGGGUAUUACUGUCCUGAAGGAUCCUCAACAUACACCAGCCCUGAGCAGCUGUGUGCAUUUCCCUACUACUGUCCCCUAGGCAGUGCCCAUCCUCUGCCAUGUGAAGGAGGGUACAUGGCCCUCAGCUUGCCUGGUCCAAGGGAUUCAUUUGAGAAGUUCUGCAGGAUCUGUGAUGCAGGCACCUAUCGUGGUGACUCUCUGAUCACAGCACCCUGUCAGCCCUGCCCAGCAGGCUUCAUCUGCCCACAAGGUAGUGAGAGUUACCACAAGAAGCCUUGCCCCAGUGGCUACUACUGCCCUCCCCUGGCAUCUGCCCCUCUGCCCUGUCCACCAGGAACCUAUGGCAGCAGCAGCUUUGCAAAGCAUGUAGAAGAUUGCCAGGCCUGUCCUGCUGGUUCCUUCAAUCACCUUCCUGCUCAGCCUGCCUGUUUCCCCUGUGGCAGCUCUUCUUCCUCUCAGCCUGGUGCCACCAGCUGUACCUGCCAUGGGCUGAACCGGGCUUUCCAGCAGUCAGAUGCCUCCUGUAUCUGCCAGGCAGGUUACAUUUACUAUGAUGAGAGAGGCAAGAAAGACCCCGACGGCAACAGCGAUCAGGACUGUCGACCUCAGGUGGAUGAGCUCUGUGCUCCCGGAGAGGUCCGUUUAGCAGCCACGCGCCAAUGUGUUUUUCCCGAGCGAUACGACUGCUCUCCUUCUUGUGGGCCUGCAGGUGGAGAGAUUAAUGCAGAGCUGGGCAUAUGUCACUGCAAGCAGUAUGUUUCUGCUGAGGAGCUCUGUGACCAGCUGUGUUUGCUGAGAGCCCCACGGAUAUCUUUGGGAUUCAGUAUCAGUAGAGAGCUGCUUCUGAGGGUGAAUGAAGGAGAAGUGAGGGAAGUGACAAAUGUUUUGGGCCCAGAUGAACAUGUGCAGAAAAGCCAACGGGUGCAUUUGGUUCUAUUUAGUCCCAGUGGAGUGUUGGGUUUCAUUGUCUCCAGCACAGAUGUUCUGGAUGCAUUUCUCACAGGAGGUUUUGCAUCAGAUCAGUUGCUGCAGAAAGGUCAUCGAGACCAGAGGACUUCCUUCAAAGACAGCCACGCCUUACCCCUCGUUCCUAACCCACUGGUGUGUUUGGAAGCAGGAGACACGAUCCUUUUCCAGCUUAGCAUCGAUUCCCACAAUCGUGCAUCCAGCCAUUACCCUGUUUAUCAGAAGCAGCAUCUAUAUAACAGCAACCCAAGCUGGGAUUUUGGACCCUUCCGAAGGCUAGACCACCUCAUCCAGGAGACUCACCUCAACAUCUCCUGGUUUGCCCAUGUUUUCCUUGAGUCUGGGACAUAUGUCUUCAGAGACAGAACCAUUCAAGAACAUUUCCUGAUUGUGACUGUGAAUGAUGCAAAUGUGGGCUGUGACCCCAGAGAUGUGUCCUUCCAGCCCUCUUCUGUGUUCCAACUGGCCAGAUAUGGAGUUUCGAAGCAACAGGAUCUCAACUUGGCCCCUAACUGGGCUGCAAUCACAGUGGCCCUCUUCGUUCUGGGCUUCCUCACUGUGCUGCUGACAACCCUGGCUAUAGUGCUCCAGCCUACUGUCCCCAUCAUUAGCCCCAUGAAGAGCUGGAAGCCACGAUGGAGGAGCCUGGGUGAGCCACACAUCCCUCCAGAGUACAUCCUCCUUAAAGACAGCCUUCAGUUCUAUCAGACAGUUGGUCCUCAUGGUUCUGGAGAAGAUGCUGGCUUUGGAGAGAAAGGUGCUGUGCAUAAUGCAGGGGAGUGCUUAGCACCGAGAGUUCUGGAGGAUUUCAGUGUUCGCACGCUGUACGAUAAGCUGGAAGAUCAGAAUUUGCACCUGGCAUCUCAGCUGGCCAAGCACAGAGCAGAUGUGUUGGUGUUUUACAAUGGAGUCAGACAGCAGAUUCAGAGUCUCAUGGACAUGUUGCAAGCACUGGACUCCAAAGAUCUGAAUAUCUUUGCCAGCAAAAGGAAUUGUGGACAUAAACAUGCAGACAGUAGCUGGGCAGCAGUGGGUGAUGAGUACUAUGGCAGCAACUUCCAAGCAGGUUCCCCAUGGCAAGAGGCAGCAGAGUUAAUGAAAUCUCUGGAAAUGCUCCUUGGGAAUGCUCUGUACAAGAACAUAGCUGUGAAACAAGAGAUGGAGCAGAAGGCCCAAGGACAGGAUGCAGUACCAGUUGUAGCCUCCCUGGACAGCCUGGCCAGUGAAAGUAAACCCAAAUUAGUGGGAGGGCAGGAUCAGGACCUGCUUCAGCAAUGUGAGCUCUUCAGUGGGAAAGAUACUUUAUUCAGCUUCCCUGGACAUGAAGAACAUGGUCUCCAGUUGGAUUAUCUGACUGAACUGGAGGUGGAGGGUGUGAGAGCAGCUUCCCCCCUUGCCAAGACUCUGUGUGAGAUCAAGCAAGCUUUGGUGAACCUGCAGCAACCUUCAGACCUUGUUAAUCCAGAUAGCAAACAUCCAACAAGUGUGGGGAGCUCAGACGCCUUCUGAGCUGUUGCAUUCUUGGGCCACAAAGAGGGAUGAAGCUCUGCUGCUGGAUAUAAAAAGGAAGAAGGAAGGAAGGGAGGAAGACAGAAGCAGAAGGAUUCUAUCUUCUGCAAAGUAAAAUAGCCACCACCUCGUUUCCUUGAGGAAUCUGGCUUAUCCUUGGCAAUGGCUAAAGGUGCAUUAUGGGUGACUGUAUGUCUGUGGACAGAGCUGCAGUACCUG